Messenger RNA from Sturnus vulgaris (Common starling), 4663 nucleotides. RefSeq names its product phosphatidylinositol glycan anchor biosynthesis class O (gene PIGO). NCBI's taxonomy places the organism in Eukaryota, Metazoa, Chordata, Aves, Passeriformes, Sturnidae. The record is from RefSeq and is a predicted model, not a curated record. Gene Ontology annotation, cellular component: endoplasmic reticulum membrane. Gene Ontology annotation, molecular function: mannose-ethanolamine phosphotransferase activity. Gene Ontology annotation, biological process: GPI anchor biosynthetic process.
CCCUCUAGGAUGCAGCGGUGGCCAGUGGUGCUUUUCCUGGCCUGGGUUUGCUUUGUCUUUUUUGCUGGAAUCGGGCUCUUCAUGAGCGGCUUCCUGCUCACCCGGAUCGAGCUUGCCAGCAGCAGUUCCUGCUCAGACCCACUCGUGCCUCCACCUUGGGAGAGGCAGAGCCUCCCGCCAGGCUCCUGCUGGGCUCCCCAACGCUUCUCCAAGGCCGUGCUCGUCAUCAUUGACGCCCUCCAUUUUGAGUUUGCCCGCUUUGACCCUGCCAAGGCCAGCCCAUUGCCUUACGAGAAUAAGCUGGGUGUCCUGCACCAGCUGGCCACCUCCCAGCCCCGCCAUGCCCGGCUCUACCGCUUCCGAGCCGACCCCCCCACGGCCACCAUGCAGCGCAUCAAGGGCCUCACCACCGGCUCGCUGCCCACCUUCAUCGAUGUGGGCAGCAACUUUGCCUCCUACGCCAUCCAGGAGGACAACCUGCUGGCACAGCUGGUACAGAACGGAAGGAGAGUGGUCUUCAUGGGUGAUGACACGUGGGAAGGACUCUUCCCAAAGAAGUUUUUCCGCUCGUAUUUCUUCCCUUCUUUUAAUGUGAAGGAUCUUCACACUGUGGAUGAUGGCAUCCUGCAGCAUCUCUAUCCAACUGUGGACAGUGGUGAAUGGGAUGUGCUGAUUGCUCACUUUCUCGGCGUGGAUCACUGUGGACACAAACACGGACCUGACCAUCCCGAGAUGGCAAAGAAGCUCACCCAGAUGAAUGAGAUGCUCAGGUCCUUGGUGGAUCACCUGGGGAAUGACACUCUUCUUCUGGUGGCUGGGGACCAUGGCAUGACAGAAACUGGAGACCAUGGUGGCGACAGCGAGAAGGAAGUCAAUGCAGCCCUGUUUGUGUACAGCAGGACACCCCUGUUUGGCAGUGGCCCUCCAGAGGAGCCUGAGACCAUUCCCCAAGUGAACCUGGUGCCCACUGUGGCCUUGCUGCUGGGGGUGCCCAUCCCCUACAGUAAUAUCGGGGAGGUGAUGGCCGAGCUGUUCGCUGGGGACGGUGAUGCUGUGUCUGCAGCCUUGCAGCAGCUCUCAGUCUAUCACAUCAAUGCCAAGCAGGUGGAUCGCUUCCUGCAGUCCUACUCGCUGGUGGCACAGGACCUGCCAGCAGAGCAGCUCCAGCACCUGCAGGAGCUCUUCUCCAGUGCUGUGGAGGAGCACACACAGCUCCUGGCCCAGGUGCAGGGGACGACGGUGCCUCCGGAGCUCGAGCCGAGGCUGGGAAGCCUCAUCAGUCGCUUCCAGCGCUACUUGCGGGAGGCACGGGCUGUGUGCACCCAGUCCUGGGCCCGCUUCCACCCCCUGCGGAUGGUGGGGGGCUGCGUCCUUAUUGCUUCCUCCUGCUUGCUCUGCUACAUGGCCUCAGAGCUGGCCGCAUCCUCACAAUCUUUCUGUCGCAGCUGCCUCCUGUACCCACUCUUCUGGGGCCCUGUGGGGGCUGCCCUGCUAUGGCUGGUCCACGUUUUUACCCAGGAGGGACUGGAUCUGCUCCUGGUGUCGUCAUGGGCAGCUGCUGCUUCUCAGCUGGGCUUUUUCUGGCACUGGUGGGGCCAGCAUCUCAAGAGAGCCCGUUUGACAGGCAGCCAGCCACCCUUGGCCAGUGGUGGCCUGAGGCAGAGGCUGCGAGCAUGGCUGGGGCUGGCCUUCCCCAUGGGCAUUCUGUUCUUCCGCUGUGGAGCUAUGUUCUCUGACAGCUUUGUUGUGGCCGAGGCACGGGUGGCCCCGUUCCUGCUGGCCUCCCUGGUGAUGUUGCUAGUAGGGAAGCUCCACUGGGAUGGUCGCCUGACUGUGCCAGAAGGUCCCAAGCAGCAGCUCCUUGGCUUGUCUUCUUACCGGAGAGAGAUCUGGUACCUGCUGUGCCUCGUGGCCAUGUUCCUCGUCUGUGUGCGCCUCUCCAGUUUCUUCCACCAGUGCCGUGAAGAAAUCCCUCAGUGCCGGCCCUCUGUUUUCCUCUCCCCGCUUGCCAGCCUAAGAAACACACGGGCCAAGAACCUCUUCUACCUCGUGUGCGUGGCCUUGCUGGCUGGGCUGGUGUAUGCAGUGCAGAGCUGGCUAAGGCACUACGGCAACCUGAACAGCUCGGACCCCCUGGUGCUCUUUGUGCGCUGGGGUUUCCCCCUGGUGGUCCUCUGCAUUGCCUGCUACUGGGCUGUUGCCUCCAGUGCUGAUGACUCUCUUGGCAAGCUGCAGGAGCUGGUGCAGGUUGCAGUUGUAGUUUUUCCCAGGGCUGUCUAUGGACUAGCAUCCGUGGGACUGCUGCUCCUGCUAUGCAAUCCCGUGACGGUGUUUGCAAAGGACACUCGGGAGUCAGCAGGAUCCAUCGUCACUCCCUACCUGGGGGUCCCUGGCUCCGAAGUCGACUUCCUCCACGUCAUCCCUCAGAUCUACAAGAGGAUGCAGGAGUCUCAGAGGAGCCGGCUGGAGCGGGGCAGCUGCAGGGCCACUGUUGCAGCGUACGGGCUGGGCAGCGUGUACUCAGCAGCCCUGGUCAUAGCCCUCACCCUCUUGGCCUUCCUCUUGAUGCUUCUGCACAGCGAGCGGCUGAGCUUUGCCUUCCUGCUCCUCUUCGUGGAGGCCUUUGUGCUGCUGCACAUCCACACGUGUGCCAGAGGCCUUGCCGGAGAUGCUGAGCUGUUUUCAGUGCCGUGGUAUGCAGUCAUCUCCUGGCUCCUUGCUGCUUCACAGUUCUUCUAUUCCACAGGCCAUCAGCCUAUCUUCCCAGCCAUCCACUGGAAUGCUGCCUUUGUUGGCUUCCACCUUGAUCACGGCACAAACCUCCUGCCUGCUGUGCUGGUGGGCGCCAACACCUUUGCCUCCCAUAUCCUCUUUGCAGUUGGCUGCCCGCUGCUCCUGCUGUGGCCCUUUGUGUGUGAGAUGUCCAACUCACAGAGGAGGAAGCCCAAGAAGGAGUCCCGGGAUGAGCUGCAGGAGGUGGAGGAGCGCAUGAUGGAAAUGAGGCUGCGGGAGUCUCCAGAGGAGUUCUCCACUGCUCUGUUGCGGCUGGGAUUGAAGUACCUCUUUGUCCUUGGGGCACAGCUUCUGUCCUGUGUUUGUGCAGCUAUGAUCCUCAGGAGACACCUCAUGGUUUGGAAGGUCUUUGCCCCAAAGUUCCUCUUUGAGUCGCUGGGCUUUGUGGUGAGCAGCAUCUGCCUCUUGCUGGGGAUCUCCCUGGUGAUGCGUGUGGACUGUGCUGUCAGCACCUGGUUCAGCCAGCUUCGGCUGAGGUAGCCUUGGAGACGUGAGGAGCCUGACCUGCUCGUUGGCCGAGGCUGUGGUUGCCUCCUUGCCUCCCUCGGGCUCGGAGGGAUACACGAGCUGCCAGCAAACAGUGCCUGCCAACAGCAGUCAGGGAUUAUCCCCAGCUCCCUGCUGCUGCGCUGAACAAAAGGACUGGAGCCAACUGUUCCUGGCUCAUGGGGAUGGUGUUUCUCAGCAGGGGAGGUCAGAGCUCUCACUGGGCUUUUGCUGGCAGCACGAAGGCUCUGCUGCAGGAGCCCAAGAAGCAAGAGUCCUGAAGUGCUUCUCUGGAGAAACACCAACGGGGGUCUUGCUGCUACUUUCCUGACACCUGCCACAAUGUGCAGCUGGUAGGCUUCAGCAGCCAGCAAGGUGUCACCUUGUGCAAAGACUCACGGGAUGGGGCCUGUUGAGGAGGGGAGAGGAGGAUGGAAGGGGAGGGAAUGUCCCACAGCCACCACUCGUUUUCACGUGCUCGGUUUUCAUGCUGGAAUCACGCUGCACGUGGUUCUGUGCAGAUAGUUCCUGGAGCCUCGGUGGCAGCUACUGCUCUGUAAAGCCAGUCAGUUGCUCUGAAGUGAGACUUCUCUUGCCCUACACUCAAUCCCACUUUCCUGGUUCCCCUCAACCCUGUGAGGUGCAGUGGGGAGCACUCUGGCCUGCCUUGUACUGCAGGCUUAGCUUGGGCCAGUGGUAGCAGGGACAACUGUGUGCAUGACCAAGAAAUUCUCCACUUCUGUUCUCAACCUGUCAGGGUCCCUGCUGGCUGUUGAUUGAACAGUUAAGAUGCCAGUAGGAUGUACUGACAGAAUAUGGGCUAACACCCAUACUGAGCCUGGCUAGCAGGAAAGGGGAACUUUGAGUAGCUGUCCCAGCUGCAGGAGUAACUUUGGUGUGAGCUCCAGAGCCUGGGAGCAGCCACUUGAAAGCCUGGAGCAGGCAUCAGUUCUUUUGGGUAGUGGUUUAACUUACUGGUGUCAUUGUGUGUGCUGGGUGCUAUGGACCAAGUGCAAUCAGUCACAUCCAUGAUCCCAUGUUUGGGGCUUGUCUCCCUCUUGGCCUUGGCAUUCUCUGUGAGACUUCAAGCCACAGGUAAGCUAUGCCAAACACGCCCUUGACUGCUCACAGUUGGGAGACAUGGUCUUUCUUUAUGGGCACAGGUAGAGGAUGGUGACCAUGGUGCCUGGCCACAUCCCAGCUCAAUUCCUCGUGCAGUUUCCAUUGGAGCUGGGAUCCCUUACUGCCCUGAACCACUGUGUGGCAUUACUUGGUGCUAUGAAACCUUUUGUCUCUUUCCUCUCUGGAAAGAGCCAAGGACUGCUUGCCUGGGAUUUCUGCAAUGAUAUUUGCCCAAUCCCAUUAAUUUUUAACUCAUGCACCA